AUGGCCACAAGUAAAAAUGGCUCCAUGGCCACCGGAGAAAGUCUGAUUGACGGCGAUGGUGCGUCCACGGCCAGCUUUAGUGAUGGAGAUGACGAAUUCCGUUCGAUGGAUCUGAGUCCCAACAAGUCUUUGAAUAUGAGAUCUUACGGACGUAAAGAAUACAAGAGAGCAGCAGUUCAUGUUCCAACAUAACGCGCUUUUGAUCAAGACUAGCAUUCAGUCAGGCCAGUUGCCAGGUCUUUCCAUCCAGCUAGUGUCCUGCUGCCCUUGCAUCAGGGCUGGGUUGUUCUGGGGGCAACACCACCCAGUAAAUUUGCCAAUGCAGAGUUGAUGAAGAUCCCCAACUUUCUUCACUUGACACCACCCACUAUUGAGAGACAUUGCCAAGCAUUGAAAAAGUUCUGCACAGAGUGCUGUAAGAGUUGGAUAUCAACGAAAAGAUUGACACCCAUCACAAUCACAACUAGUAAUUACCUAAAUUCUUUCCCCUCAUUGAGUGAUGCCCAAGCCAGAAUUGUAACACUCCAGGUGAAAUUGAGCUCUUUGAAAUUGGACAACCAUGCCAAGGAUAAAUUCCUCUUUUUCCUGUACCGGCUGUACGUUUUGUAAGAAGCACUCGAGAACUAUUCAGAUAGGAUUAUCAGUCUGGUAAAAGUAUGAGCUUCUUUGUUGCUGCCCAACGUACACAUGGAUUUGAUGCAGCCAGGAGCCAGCUGAGGGCUUUAACUCUGGUUUAGUGUUUAAUGUUCGUUGCUGUCCAUGUGGCACGUUGUUGAAGCCUAUGCUGGUGAAAAAUCUUUCUACAUCAGGUUAAAUAUUGGCCGUUCCUUGGUGCUGAUGUUGUGUUAGCGAAGUUGCAUCAUAUUUUGUUAAAUUGUCAUCGUGACUUGCAGUUUACCGUUUAUAAGUUCAG
Messenger RNA from Daphnia pulicaria, 913 nucleotides. Its product is annotated as 28S ribosomal protein S35, mitochondrial-like. Gene Ontology annotation, molecular function: structural constituent of ribosome. The record is from RefSeq and is a predicted model, not a curated record. NCBI's taxonomy places the organism in Eukaryota, Metazoa, Arthropoda, Branchiopoda, Diplostraca, Daphniidae. Gene Ontology annotation, biological process: mitochondrial translation. Gene Ontology annotation, cellular component: mitochondrial small ribosomal subunit. The transcript is spliced from 6 exons.